This is a messenger RNA of Malaya genurostris, 2091 nucleotides long. RefSeq names its product chromatin assembly factor 1 p55 subunit-like. The record is from RefSeq and is a predicted model, not a curated record. NCBI's taxonomy places the organism in Eukaryota, Metazoa, Arthropoda, Insecta, Diptera, Culicidae. Gene Ontology annotation, biological process: regulation of gene expression. The transcript is spliced from 3 exons. Gene Ontology annotation, cellular component: nucleus; ESC/E(Z) complex; NuRD complex. Bases 604 to 1884 code for a protein of 426 amino acids. Gene Ontology annotation, molecular function: histone binding.
UCAGUUUGAAUUUAAGGUUCAUUUUGUGCGUCAUUUUUCUUAUGCACCGGUUAUCUUUCAUAUGCAUGAUCGAAAUUGAAUCAUUGAUUUGAAUGCAAUGCGAAUUAACUUAUCUUUAAUUGAUGUCGACUAAAUUGAAUCUCUUAAAGAGCCGAAGAUCCGAUCAGCUCGUAGGAUGUUCCCUUCGUCAUAAUUUAGUGAACUGGGUAGCAAAUGAGUGAGCUGGUGAGCUGCGGUUCUUUUGAAAAGAGCUGUGAGCUGUCAGCUCACUUCAAUGAUUCGAUUCACUGGAACAGCUCAGGAGCGAAUUGCCCAUCUCUAUUAUUUAGCAAAGAAAGGAUAACGAGCAUAGCACAAUCAACGCAGAAAGGUGUCGGUAUUAAAUUCUCGAUUCGUUCGAGUUUCUUGUAACAGUUUUCUUUUUCGACUGAAUAGGAAGAUUACUUUCAAUAGAUCUUCGAUUAGUACGCGGCGUGUCUGCUCGCACUAAUACUAAGGAACUCGAAAAAGCAGGGGUGCAGUGACUUUUCUAUCUUCUAUAACCUGUAUAAUUUGGCGGGUGAUUACUCUUGAUUCGGCAGAAGAAAUUGCAUCUCGAACAGAAUGGGUGAUGGUGCUGAGGCUUUCGACGACGCAGUAGAAGAACGGGUCAUUAAUGAAGAGUACAAGAUAUGGAAGAAGAAUACACCUUUUCUGUACGACCUUGUAAUGACUCAUGCGCUGGAAUGGCCGUCAUUAACUGCUCAAUGGUUGCCGGAUGUGACUAAACCGGAAGGCAAGGAUUACUCCGUCCAUAGACUGAUUUUAGGUACGCAUACCUCUGAUGAACAGAAUCAUCUGCUGAUUGCUAGUGUGCAGCUGCCAAACGAAGAUGCCCAAUUCGAUGCCAGUCAUUAUGACAACGAAAAGGGUGAGUUUGGCGGAUUUGGAUCAGUCUCGGGGAAAAUUGAAAUAGAAAUCAAGAUUAACCACGAAGGAGAAGUAAAUAGGGCCAGAUACAUGCCGCAGAAUCCUUGUGUGAUUGCUACUAAAACGCCGUCUAGUGAUGUCCUCGUGUUUGACUACACUAAACAUCCCAGCAAACCUGAACCUAGUGGAGAAUGUCAUCCAGAUUUGCGUCUUAGAGGACACCAGAAAGAAGGCUACGGCUUGUCAUGGAAUCCAAACCUUAACGGGUAUUUGUUGUCUGCCAGCGAUGAUCAUACUAUUUGCUUGUGGGAUAUCAACGCUACUCCAAAAGAACAUCGUGUAAUUGAUGCAAAGAACAUUUUCACCGGACAUACUGCUGUUGUUGAGGAUGUGGCAUGGCAUUUGUUGCAUGAAUCUUUAUUUGGCUCUGUGGCAGACGACCAGAAACUAAUGAUUUGGGAUACCCGGUGUAACAACACAUCCAAACCAUCGCACACAGUCGAUGCUCACACAGCCGAGGUCAACUGUCUUAGUUUUAAUCCUUACUCUGAGUUUAUUCUGGCUACGGGCUCAGCGGAUAAAACUGUGGCGUUGUGGGAUCUUCGCAAUCUAAAAUUAAAAUUGCAUUCGUUCGAGUCGCACAAAGACGAAAUCUUCCAAGUCCAGUGGUCUCCUCACAAUGAAACCAUAUUGGCAUCAUCGGGAACCGAUCGCAGGUUACAUGUGUGGGAAAUGUUCAAAAUCGGUGAAGAACAAAGCGCAGAGGAUGCGGAAGACGGUCCACCAGAACUACUGUUUAUACAUGGUGGUCAUACGGCGAAAAUUUCCGAUUUUUCGUGGAAUCCGAACGAACCGUGGGUCAUUUGUUCGGUUUCAGAGGAUAACAUAAUGCAGGUUUGGCAAAUGGCUGAGAACAUCUACAACGACGAAGAGCCAGACGUACCAGCAAAUGAGAUUGAAACUGGUGCAACAUGAGGCAAAGAAUAUAUUCAAGUGAUGUUGUGUAUUGUUUUAGAUAAGUGUCGUUUCGUAAUUUCAAUCAUCUUGACUGUUGCUGCAGGGAAUUCCUAGUUUUAAAAACCUACAGAAUGGAUACUGAAAGGUCAACCGUUUUUUUAGAAAUACUGUAAUUCGGCUGGUUCCCAGAUUCCAGAAAUAAAUCGUUUCGCUACAACAACGUAA